UUAAAAUGAGAGCCAGCUGGUCGGCCAGCCGCCGCUUUUACUCCAAAGCUCUACCUACAGUGGAGGUGUGUACCCCCCGGAGGGAGGCGGCAUGGCUCAAGCGUUCGUCAAUAGCAAGAUCCAGCCUGGGAAGGUGGUCGUGUUCAUCAAGCCCACCUGCCCCUACUGCAGAAAGACCCAGGAGCUUCUCAGCCAACUGCCCUUCAAACAAGGGCUUUUGGAAUUUGUCGAUAUUACAGCCGCCAGUAACACCAGUGAGAUUCAAGAUUACUUGGAGCAGCUCACUGGAGCCAGAACGGUACCUCGAGUCUUCAUCGGUCAAGAGUGCAUAGGUGGAUGCACUGAUCUAGUAAAUAUGCACGAGAGAGGGGAACUGUUGACACGGCUAAAGCAAAUUGGAGCCCUGCAAUAAUUACAGCAGAGCAGACCCAGGCUGAUAUCCCCCUUGGGGACAGGAUGGCAUUGCAGAUAAUGACAGCAGUUCCUGGAGGAUGGACCUGGGGUGACUGUACCCAGUUACAGCAACUGUUUACUGAAAUAUGUUAACCUCAAUAAAAGGGGAAGGGAAGUCAA
Messenger RNA from Capra hircus (goat), 573 nucleotides. It is a transcript of the gene GLRX, whose product is annotated as glutaredoxin. The transcript is spliced from 3 exons. The record is from RefSeq and is a predicted model, not a curated record. NCBI's taxonomy places the organism in Eukaryota, Metazoa, Chordata, Mammalia, Artiodactyla, Bovidae. Bases 92 to 412 code for a protein of 106 amino acids.